Messenger RNA from Temnothorax curvispinosus, 1094 nucleotides. RefSeq lists its product as uncharacterized. The transcript has 3 exons. The record is from RefSeq and is a predicted model, not a curated record. The coding region runs from base 354 to 1082 and encodes 242 amino acids. Lineage: Eukaryota; Metazoa; Arthropoda; Insecta; Hymenoptera; Formicidae.
GUCGUCCGACAGACUAAACAGUGCAUACGAACACAAUACAAAAUGUUUCGACAAAAAUGUAAUUCUCUUAUUAUUUCAUCAUUUAAAUUGACUUGUAGUGACUGAAGUGCAAACUGUCUUCAAAUAAAGGAAAGUGAUUUGUUCACGCGGAUUAUUUUAUUUAAAUGUAUAGUGCAUUGCACGAUGGGCAGGACUGUAUCAUUAGAGCCCACUCGGUGAAAAUUUUGUUGAAGUGACACUAUAUGAAAUAACGUAAUUAAUUAGAUAUAUAAUAUUUAUUUUGUUAUGUUGUUUAAUCUACUUCCAUUUUGAUACUCGUUAGUCUUACGAAGAGCUGCAUAUUUUCAUUAACAAUGAAAAAAGCGUCAAUGAAUGCGCUAAUUAUCUUCGCGUUCUUUAUCUUCGCGAGUCAGAUGUUGCAUAUUUUCGGAAAAGUUACCGUAUUGCGUGGAUCGUUAUUUUCGUACAAUCCCAGCAAAGUAAAAUUGAUAUGCCUCUCAGAGGAUGAUGGCGGAGCUCUUGUGUGGAACUACAAUUUAAUCUGGCAAUAUUAUAAUGCAGAAGAAAACGAUUUUAAGUUUCAGGAUUUAAAUAAAUUCACAAAUAAUGAGAUAGAUUGCAAAAUGAACGCAAACGAAAAUUGCUUGGAGUCAUGGACUAAAAACAACUGGAGUCUUACAAAUUCUUUUAAAACACCUAUGGGUCCGGUAUUCGAUCAACGAUGGGAAGAAUUUAAACAAUAUAACACUCUUCAAGAUACCUAUAAUGAUGUAAAUUUUGAUUUAACUACCGAUGUAAAGGUCUCAUUUUCGGUUCGUGUAUCCCGCGAUGUACACAUAAUAAUUUGCAACGGCAAAAAUUAUGACAGAGAUCCUUGCUAUUGGAUUAUAAUAGGAGGUUGGGGCAACACAAAGUCCGUCAUACGAAAAUGUGUGAAGGGAGUGCCAAUACCUGGAGAAUAUCCCAAAAAAGGUUCAGAUUGCGUUAAAGCACUAGACUGCAUCGAGGUAAAUAGAUAUACAUUAUGCUUCUCCUAUAAUUUAAAGCAUCGUUUCUACAUAUUACGUAUAGUAAAAACGUAAAUGAUUAAUUAA